This is a messenger RNA of Lachancea nothofagi CBS 11611, 2178 nucleotides long. The record is from the annotation of a GenBank genome assembly. Lineage: Eukaryota; Fungi; Ascomycota; Saccharomycetes; Saccharomycetales; Saccharomycetaceae.
AUGACCACUCGACAGAGCACGUUAAAUUUGAAAAACUCCCGUACAUCGAUGAACACAAUUGGCAAAGUCCCUACCUCAGGAACGCCACAAGGGAGGUCUGGCAGGCCUUGUGCUAACUGCACAUGUUCACCGGGACUUAUGUCGAGACAGAAUCGUAAGUCUUCUCUCCUUCUAAGACAUCUGGAGAACUCGCGCAAAAGGCCAUCUUUGGAUAAGACAGGCAGUACAGGCUCAAGUAGAGACUCUGUGUACUCGUCUGACACAAUAUGUCAAGCUAAGAAUAUCAACACCUCAGAGCGACUUUUGAUGCUAAGAAAGAAAAUGGCAGCUCACGAGCUGUGUUGUUACAUUGUACCGAGUGAAGACGAACACCAGAACGAGUACGUAUCACUUGCAGACCAGCGGCGCGCAUUUAUUUCUGGUUUUACGGGAUCUGCUGGUGUAGCAUGUAUCACCCGCGAUCUCCUCAACUUCAACAGCGACCACCCUGAAGGCAAGUCUUUGCUCAGUACGGAUGGCCGUUAUUUCAAUCAAGCCACUCAAGAACUCGAUUUCAACUGGUCUUUGCUCAGGCAGGGUGAAGACACCAUGACGUGGCCCGAAUGGUGUAUUCAAGAAGCCAUCGAUAUGUCCGAGGCUCUAGGGGGCCAGGAAGCGAAAAUAGGGAUUGACCCUAAGCUGGUGAGCUACGAUACUGCUCAAACAAUUCAAAAGAUGAUCAUCGAUAAGAUUGAAAAUACGAAAGCUAAUGUAACCCUCGUUCCCGUUACAGAGAACCUUAUUGAUCGAAUUUGGGGUAAAAUUGAGCCUGUUCCGGUUAGAGACUCUAACGACCUCUUGUUGAUGGACUCGAACUACACAAAUGAAACGUUCAAGCAGAAAAGAGAGCGUGCUUUAAAAUACUUGCUUGAAAAAUUGCCUGGUUGCAAGACGUUUUGCGUAGCCACAUUGGACGAGAUUUGUUGGUUGUUAAACUUGAGAGGUUCUGAUAUCGCGUAUAACCCAGUCUUUUAUGCAUACCUUCUGCUCAAAGGCGAUGAGACAAUUUUAUUUACAGACGACCCUUACGAUGAUAAAAUCAAAGAGUACUUGGAGAUCAAUAACGUCACGGUUCAACCAUAUCAUGAAAUUUGGGAUUAUUUGUCAUCUACAGCAUCGGCAUACUCUCAAAGCAGUGAAUCUGUGGCAAUAUCUUCGGGCUCGUCCUGGGAGAUUGUUCGCACUCUAAAGGGCACUCACUUUAAAGAAAUACAGUCACCUCUUGAGCUAUUCAAAGCCGUGAAAAACGAAGUUGAGAUUUCGAAUGCUCGCGCAGCUCAAGUGAAGGAUGCUGUCUGUCUCGUGCAGUAUUUUGCGUGGUUAGAAAAUCAACUGGUCUCCAAAGACGCCUUAGUCGACGAGUACAAAGCCGCCACAAAGCUUUUGGAGAUCAGAAAAACACAGAGGAAUUUUAUGGGCAACUCUUUCGAAACCAUCUCUUCCACAGGAUCCAAUGCAGCAAUAAUACAUUAUUCUCCCCCAGAAGAAAACUCUGCUAUGAUUGACCCAAGCCGUAUCUAUUUAUGUGAUAGUGGGUCUCAGUUCAUGGAGGGUACAACAGAUAUAACCAGAACGUUACAUUUUACAAAACCAACAAAGGAGGAAAUUCAUAACUACACACUAGUGCUCAAGGGCAAUCUAGCUCUUGAAAGGCUAGUUUUCCCCGAAGGAACAUCUGGCUACAACAUAGACGUGAUAGCUAGGCAAUUCUUGUGGCAGCAUGGUCUGGAUUAUAGACACGGCACUGGUCACGGCGUCGGUUCUUUUCUAAAUGUACACGAAGGACCUAUUGGCAUCGGUUUCAGGCCUCAUUUGCAAAGCUUUGCUUUGAAAAGCGGCAACAUAAUUACCAAUGAACCAGGGUUUUACAAAGAUGGAGAGUACGGAAUUCGCAUAGAGAAUGACAUGCUAGUCGAAAAAGCCAGAGGUCUCAAAUUCGGAGAGCGUCAUUUCUUGAAGUUCAAGAAUCUUACUUUGGUGCCAUACUGUAGAAAACUAAUCAACGAGAAAAUGUUGACGUCUGAAGAAAAGACUCAAAUAAAUGCUUACCAUAAGCACAUAUGGGAUAGCAUUGUUCCCUUUACCCAACCGCAAAGCAUAAGUUACAAAUGGCUAAAACGGGAAACUGCGAAUUUGUAA